This is a messenger RNA of Polyodon spathula (Mississippi paddlefish), 2470 nucleotides long. RefSeq names its product heparan sulfate (glucosamine) 3-O-sulfotransferase 1-like 2 (gene hs3st1l2). The coding region runs from base 862 to 1737 and encodes 291 amino acids. Gene Ontology annotation, molecular function: [heparan sulfate]-glucosamine 3-sulfotransferase activity. The record is from RefSeq and is a predicted model, not a curated record. Lineage: Eukaryota; Metazoa; Chordata; Actinopteri; Acipenseriformes; Polyodontidae. The transcript is spliced from 3 exons.
GGGGGGGGGGAGAGGUAGGGGAGGGUUCUAAACAAAUAACAGGAGUAGAGUUUUCCCAGUAGAGUCGUGUCAGUGUUUGAUCAAACUCGCUGACUGCCAGAGACUCGCUCUCACACUCUCGCUCUCAGCAUUACACACACUUACUCUGUCUCUGAGACGGAGCGUCUCAGCCUUUCACAGAACGAGAGGAGGAGGAGAGGGCAGGAGGGAGAGAGAAAGGGGAAGAGGGAGUACCCUUCAUUGAAAUAAGGAAGCCUGUCUACCUGCGGAUCAAGGAAACAGGAUAGAAAAGGAAAUCAAUCUGAACAGCUGUGCACCGUGUCGCUAAUGUGACCCUAUUUUUGAGGCCCGAAUUCUGUCCCGUGUUCUCGCCACGCCUGCAGUGCCAUUCUGUGCCACCAGAUGUCACUGUGGCCGUAGUUGCAAAGAUCACCCUCCCUCAGGGAGAUGCACGUCAUUGGCCUGGCUUGGCUGGGCUCGGCUCUGCAGACAUGGUCAGGACAUUCCUGAGCACCUGCAACGUUUUCAGAGCGUUUGUUAAAAAAAAUCAGCAAGAGACUCCAGCUCUCUGAAUAACUAAUCCAUGCAUUCUAGGGAAUAGGACCCUGAAUCUGUAACUCCCUCAGAUCAAAGGACUUCGAACAAUCAGACUGCAUUCUCCCUGCUUCAUCCCUGAAUAUAGCCGGCAUUUUAAUAAUAAUAAUAAUAAUAAUAAUAAUAAUGAAUUCUUAGUGUCUUUUCAGAGGGAAUCAGGGCAUUUAAAAGCAGCGAGAAACUUGGCUGAAUUAAUAACAGCAGCAUUCCUCCUCCCUGCUUCCCACCCCAGGCUCUGGCACUGAGCUCCGGUCAGUCUCCGCAGUGAUGAUCGGGACCCUGCUCCUCCUCUCCCUCCUCCUCCUCUCCCUCUUCUUCCUCCUCCAGGCACAGCUCUCCUCCUGUCUGCAGGGGGUGGCAGGGGGCCCCGCUCAGCGGCUCCCGGGAGCCAUCAUCAUUGGGGUGCGGAAGGGGGGCACUCGGGCGCUGCUGGAAAUGCUGAACAUGCACCCCGACGUCCGUGCGGCGAAAUCCGAGAUCCACUUCUUCAACCGGGACCACAACUACCGGCGCGGGCUGAGCUGGUACCGGGCCCAGAUGCCAGAAUCCCUGCCGGGUCAGCUGACCGUGGAGAAGACCCCCGGGUACUUCUCCUCCCCGGUGGCCCCCGAACGGGCCCGGGCCCUGAACGCCUCGCUGCGGCUGCUCCUGAUCGUGAGGGACCCUGUGGAGAGGCUGGUGUCAGACUACACCCAGGUGCUCAGCAACCGCAGGGAGAGAGGCAAGGGCUACCCCCAACUGGAGCAGCUGCUGAUCCGAGAGGGGAGGCUGGACCUGAGUUACAAGGCGGUCCAGCGCAGCAUCUAUCACCUCCAGCUGGCUGCCUGGCUGCGCUGCUUCCUCCCGGGGCAGAUCCACGUGGUGGACGGGGAAGCCCUGAUCCGGGAUCCUUUCCCUGAGCUGCGCAGGGUGGAGGGGUUCCUCUCGCUGGCCCCCGCCAUCUCCCCCUCCGACUUCCGCUUCAACAGCACCAAGGGCUUCUUCUGCCUGGAGAGUGGGGGCCGGCAUCGCUGCCUGGAUGAGUCCAAGGGGCGCCCACACCCCCCCGUCCGGCUGGCCGUCCGCCAGCGGCUCUGCCGGCACUUCAGAGAGCACAACCUGAGGUUCUUUGAGAUGGUGGGGCGCAGGUUCGACUGGUGCUGAAUCAGGGCUGAAUCAGGGCUGAAUCGGAGCUGAAUUGGGGCUGAAUCAGGGCUGAAUUGGGGCUGAAUCGGGGCUGAAUCAGGGCUGAAUCGGGGCUGGACUACAUUGCAAUUUAACUGGAAUUAAACUGGAAAUGUCCCAGGACAAAAUCCUGAUUGAUUAAAAUCAUUAAAAAUGAAUUCAUUCAUUCUCUAAAUUAGUAAAGUAAAACGAACCACGCCUGUUAUUAUGCAUGUUGUAUAUGAUGGUAACAGAGAAUUUCAAGACAGCAAACAGAUCCAACAGGACACUCACACAAGAAACACUUCAUGUUUCAACAAAUGCAAUACAUGUGUACAGAUUUACAGGAGCAUCAAAUGCAGUGUCUCUAAAUCGUGUGUCUCAGACUGUGACAGGACAGCUACACACUGCAGUAGCAAAUUCUGCCGUGUACUUCACCCCUCCCAAUAAUAUUCCUGAUGUCAUUCUCUCCCUCUCUCUUUUUAUUUUCAAACUAGCUUGGUAGAUGGUUUGAUUGAUUUUAUAAUUGAUAGAUUUCUUUAGAAUUAGUAAAAAAAAACAAAUUAAAAAAACAAGGUCUCGCUUUUAAGUCUUGCAAGGUUUUGUUUUAAUGUUCAGAAAAAAACUCAGAGUUUAGAAAUACUAAAACAAUUCAGUGGCAAGCGUUUCCAGUAGAAGUCUUUCUCAGUGUCUUCAGUGUCAAUUCAAUGGCAAACGUUUCCACUAGAAGUCU